AUGGCUACAUCCCCCCUCCCCAAUAACCUCCAUAUCCCCUUCCCCUCCAACCCCCUUCCCCACCACCCAUUACUCCUCUUCUCCCCCACCCCCAAAAUGAGCAAGCCCCCACUAACCUCCAUAGACCUCCUUGUUCCCAACACCCCUCUUCCCCCGAGCCCUCCUAAAACGAACACACCCACCUCCCACAAUAACAUCCAUACCCCAUCCUCUCUACCCUCUUCCCCCAUACCCCUCUUCACCCCACACCCUCAAAAUAUCAGCAACACCCCCUCCCUCAAUAAUCUCCAUACCCCUUCCCCCAACAGCCCCUACCCCUCUUCAUCCCCACCUCCAAAAUAUAGCAACACCCCUCCCUCAAGGGUCUCCAUACCCCUUCCCCAACACUCCCUAACCCUAUUCUCCCCACCUCCAAAAUAUAGCAACACCCCUCCCUCAAUAACCACCAUACCCCUUCACCCAACACCCGCUACACCUCUUCUCCCCCACCCCAAUAUGUGGCAACACAACACCCUCUGUAAUCUCCAUACAACCACCAAUACCCUCUCCUCGCCCCCCCUCGAAAAAAAAACAAAAAAAAGGGAGAGAGGAGUAGAUGGAACUCGCCAGCCACGCCUCGUCCCAUCCUUCAGCGUCAGGGUGACAGGAGGUCCCAUUUUUCGUCACCGCUGGCUGGGCCGUUUGAUUCCUAACAGACGGCAUCUCUCCUCCUCCUCCUCCUCCUACUCUUCGGCCGUUGGUGCGUUUGUUCGUUUCCCCUGGGUAUUUUAG
Macrobrachium nipponense is the source of this 771-nucleotide messenger RNA. RefSeq lists its product as uncharacterized. The record is from RefSeq and is a predicted model, not a curated record. Bases 1 to 771 code for a protein of 256 amino acids. Lineage: Eukaryota; Metazoa; Arthropoda; Malacostraca; Decapoda; Palaemonidae. The transcript has a single exon.